Messenger RNA from Misgurnus anguillicaudatus (oriental weatherfish), 1201 nucleotides. It is a transcript of the gene armc1l, whose product is annotated as armadillo repeat containing 1, like. NCBI's taxonomy places the organism in Eukaryota, Metazoa, Chordata, Actinopteri, Cypriniformes, Cobitidae. The record is from RefSeq and is a predicted model, not a curated record. Gene Ontology annotation, molecular function: metal ion binding; protein binding.
GAACGGGCGCCUGUAGCCAAUCACAUUCGUGGAUUUAGAAUCUUCGUCAGAACCCGUCGACCAAUCAUUUUGUUGGACCUGAGGCAGUGGGAAAUUUUGUAUUUUGAGCGUGCGCUGUAAAUUGGUGAGUUUUGGGUUCGAUAUCCACAAACAUGAUGGACGCCUUGUCAGUAGUCACGCAGCUGCGGGACUUGGCAUCGGAACCACAGAAUCGGGAGACGAUUGUACAAGACCAGGGCUGCCUUCCAGGACUAGUGCUUUUCCUAGACCACAAAGACUCUCAAGUGGUUUUUGCCACCCUGCAGACUCUGAGGUACCUGGCUGAAUUACCCCAAAACAUCAACACUAUGAAAAAUGAGCUUGGGAUGAUGGUGAGCCUGAAGACACUGAUGGACAGGACUAACAUGACUGAAAUUACAGACCUCGCAAAAGAGGUGCAUGACGUGUUGAGCGUUAGAACACAGAGACACGCUUUUCAGACUCCAAAUCAACAGCUGAAGAAAAACAAACCACAGUUCUUCAUCAACAGCACCAACAAGAAAGCAAAAUCUGUCACUCUUCAUAUACAAGGCUUGGAUGGGGCGGACCAAAGAGGUGUGUGUGAAGAGGCGCUUUUGAAGGUUAAGGGUGUCAUCAGCUUCACAUUCCAGAUGGCUGUAAAGAGAUGCACCGUCCGCAUUCGUGCCGAUUUGCCCACUGAGAGUCUGGCCACGGCCAUUGCUUCCACAAAGGUGCUUUCAGCUCAACAGGUGGUGAAAAAUGAAAGUGGAGAAGAGGUUCUUAUCCCACUCAGCACUUCUGGCGCAAAGGUAGAAGAGAAUCAUCACCUGCCAGAUUACUUACCAGAGGAGGAGAGUCCCGAGAAAGAGCUGGACCGUGCCAUCUCUCGUACUGGUGCUAAACAGGACGCUGGUGGAAGCUGGCUGAACACAGCAGCUAGCUUCCUCACUAAAACCUUUUACUGGUAAUGCCUACAUAAAACAUACUUCCUGUUUGGACCUUAACUGUUUUAAGAGCCACUUGAUCCGAACUUAAAGCACAGUGGAAAGAGAAACUGGAAAAUGUGCUUUUACAAGCCACUAAAAGCAUCAUUCAGUUUUAAUGAACAUGCAUGUUACAUAAAACAUGCUUCGAUGUGGUGCAUGAAAUGCCAGCUGUACAACAACUUUGUGUUGAAAGCUGUUCAUUGUUGUAGAAUUUU